Boeremia exigua is the source of this 1229-nucleotide messenger RNA. RefSeq names its product exoribonuclease family protein. The transcript has a single exon. Gene Ontology annotation, biological process: U1 snRNA 3'-end processing; exonucleolytic trimming to generate mature 3'-end of 5.8S rRNA from tricistronic rRNA transcript (SSU-rRNA, 5.8S rRNA, LSU-rRNA); U4 snRNA 3'-end processing. Gene Ontology annotation, cellular component: nuclear exosome (RNase complex); cytoplasmic exosome (RNase complex). The coding region runs from base 49 to 1068 and encodes 339 amino acids. Lineage: Eukaryota; Fungi; Ascomycota; Dothideomycetes; Pleosporales; Didymellaceae. The record is from RefSeq and is a predicted model, not a curated record.
CACCAAUUUCCAAUUCGAACCUGUGAUCACCAACACGAAUCUCACACAAUGGCGACCGCUGCUCCCGCACCUCCACCCACUCUCACGUUCCCCCGUCCAAUCUUCGCCGCCGUCUCGCCCCACCCUUUCCUUCAAGCGCAUCUCUCUGCAAACCAGGCCGCUCUGCGCGCCAACGGCCGCGCCGCACACGAAUUCCGCGCUCCAGGCGUCAACACAGGGAGUCUCACACACAGCAAUGGCUCAGCUGUAGUCCGACUAGGCAACACCAGCGUGGUGUGUGGCGUGCGCGCCGAGAUCCUUCGAGAAGAAGACACCCCCGGCACAUCCUCGCCCGCAGCAGUAAACGACGCGGACGGCAACGACAACGAAGACACCGAGGGUGACGAGAUCGAGAGUCUGCGCCUCCUCGUACCAAAUGUCGAACUCAGCACCGGCUCCACCCCCGCCCACAUCCCCGGCAACGCGCCCUCCACUUUCGCCCAGUCCCUUAUCACCCGCAUACGCAGCUUGCUGCACUCGACGCGCUUGCUGCGUCCACGCGACCUGCGCAUCACCUACACACCGACCACCAACCCCGAGGACCCGGAGGCUGCGCCCGAGACGCAGCUGAAGGGCUACUGGGUCCUGUACCUCGACGUGUUCUUCAUCAGUAUCGACGGCGCCGCGUUUGAUGCUGCCUGGCUAUCCAUUCUCGCGGCGCUGAAGAACACAAAAUUGCCGCGCGCGUUCUUUGACGAGGAGUUUGAGGGGAUAUUGUGCUCAGACGACCCGGCUGAGGCGGCGGCGCUGAACUUGCGCGGGCUGCCGGUGCCGAGCUCGUUUGCGGUGUUUGAGGGCAAGGGUGACGGCGACGGCGAGCAGGGCGACAGCUGGGUGCUGAGUGAUCCUGAUGCGUUUGAGGAGGGCGUGUGCCGCGAGACGGUGACGGUUACGGUUGACCGGGGGACGAUUCGACGCGUGGAAAAGAGUGGUGGUGGAGUUGUUGGGAGGGAAACGAUGAAGGCGCUGGUCAAGAGGGCGACAGAGAGGUGGAGUGUCGUUGAGGGAGCUGUCGGUGGGAGGGCUUGAGCACUUGGCGCCGCAAAAGAGCAAUCACGAUAGUGCAUCGAGAACUGGAGAAGUGUCCAGAGAGCGGAAGAAGUGUUCAAUCACCAGCAUUAUAUAGAAGGUACGAUACGUAUACCAGAAGAAAGCUGCUAACAGGCAAGCAUCGAUGAAUAUCAAGACAU